Messenger RNA from Erigeron canadensis, 1933 nucleotides. RefSeq names its product NADH dehydrogenase [ubiquinone] flavoprotein 1, mitochondrial. The record is from RefSeq and is a predicted model, not a curated record. Gene Ontology annotation, molecular function: NADH dehydrogenase (ubiquinone) activity; NAD binding; FMN binding. Lineage: Eukaryota; Viridiplantae; Streptophyta; Magnoliopsida; Asterales; Asteraceae. The coding region runs from base 171 to 1631 and encodes 486 amino acids. Gene Ontology annotation, biological process: mitochondrial electron transport, NADH to ubiquinone. The transcript has 3 exons.
GUAUCCACGCGUUCCCAUCAACCACCCCGAAAUCUUAUAACCGGGUCACUAAUCCGGGUCAUUCCUAUUUCAUAUCGAACCGCCCAGUCCCGGCUCACCCUUCCAUAUAAAAAACCCACUAAAUUUCUCAUUUCUAAAAUCUUACAUUUUAUAGUUCCUGCUGUAUUUUUAUGGCACCCAUGAAGGGCAUUCUUUAUCUGCAACGGGCUGCUCUAUUGAGGCGUCAAAAUGGGAAUUGGGGAAUAGGUGCUAGAUUGUUCAGCACUCAGUCUGCAACUACUGGUAAUACUGCUCAACCACCACCACCUCCCCCGCCUCCCGAGAAAACUCACUUUGGUGGCUUGAAAGAUGAAGAUCGUAUUUUUACCAACCUGUAUGGUAUUCAUGACCCAUUUCUUAAAGGGGCCAUGAAACGUGGUGAUUGGCAUAGAACGAAAGACUUGGUGCUCAAGGGUACUGAUUGGAUUGUAAGUGAAAUGAAAAGGUCAGGCCUACGUGGACGUGGUGGUGCUGGGUUUCCAUCUGGUCUUAAAUGGUCGUUUAUGCCUAAGGUAUCCGAUGGUCGUCCAUCGUAUCUUGUUGUUAACGCAGAUGAAAGUGAACCUGGAACCUGCAAGGAUCGUGAAAUCAUGCGUAAUGAUCCACACAAACUGUUAGAAGGGUGCCUGAUUGCUGGAGUAGGUAUGAGAGCGACUGCUGCUUAUAUCUACAUUAGAGGUGAAUAUGUGAAUGAACGCCUUAACCUUGAAAAGGCUAGGAAAGAAGCCUAUGCUGCUGGUUUACUUGGGAAAAAUGCUUGUGGUUCGGGAUACGAUUUUGAUGUACAUAUUCACUUUGGUGCUGGUGCUUACAUUUGUGGUGAGGAGACGGCGCUGUUGGAGAGCCUCGAGGGUAAGCAAGGAAAACCUAGAUUGAAGCCUCCUUUCCCAGCUAAUGCGGGUCUGUAUGGAUGUCCCACAACUGUUACAAAUGUGGAAACAGUAGCGGUGUCACCUACUAUUUUAAGGCGUGGCCCUGAAUGGUUCUCUAGUUUUGGGAGAAAGAACAAUUCCGGGACGAAACUAUUUUGCAUAUCUGGUCAUGUUAAUAAGCCAUGCACAGUAGAAGAGGAGAUGAGUAUACCAUUGAAGGAGCUGUUAGAGAGACAUUGUGGUGGUGUUAGAGGUGGAUGGGACAAUUUGCUAGCAGUAAUUCCCGGAGGUUCGUCUGUACCAUUGCUUCCAAAGGACGUAUGUGAGGAUGUGCUGAUGGAUUUUGAUGCACUUAAAGCUGUUCAGUCUGGACUAGGAACUGCAGCUGUUAUUGUAAUGGAUAAGUCGACUGAUGUCGUGGAUGCUAUUGCAAGGCUUUCUUACUUCUACAAGCAUGAGAGUUGUGGUCAGUGCACUCCUUGCAGGGAGGGUACUGGAUGGCUUUGGAUGAUCAUGGAACGGAUGAAGGUUGGAAACGCAAAGUUGGAGGAGAUUGAUAUGCUCCAAGAAGUGACAAAGCAGAUUGAAGGACACACAAUUUGUGCCCUCGGUGAUGCUGCUGCUUGGCCUGUUCAAGGUCUUAUCAGGCAUUUUAGGCCGGAGAUGGAGAGGAGGAUCAAGGAGCGAGCUGAUCGAGAGUUGCUUCAGGCUGCUGCUUGAACAAGGCCGAAAGUAUCUUUCCAUGCAUUAUGUGGAAUAAAUAUGCAGAAGUACUCCAAUACCUGGAGGAAAACAGUGAGGCCUUAUGAGCAUCAUGUUAACAGUUUUAAGGUUUGUAUUGAACUACAAGAGAUUGAAAAUAGUACCCUCCUCAUAGAACUGGGGCAACUUCUGUUGUUUCUGUAUGUUUAAGGAUACAAAGACAUCUGAUCUUUAUUAUUAAAUUCCAGCUGGCCAUGUUUUUGGACAUGUUUAUUAUGUUAAUAAAGCCGAAUGCAAUGUUGUAAUGUUAUAAUUCAAAA